UUAAAAAGGAAGGUUUUGAGAGCGGCAUUGGUUUUCUCAAAAGACCUUGCCUCGAAUACUAUUUAUUCAUUAAUCAUACUGACUGAAAUAUAACAUAAAUCAUGUCCUUUUAGAGCAUUCAAUACUAUUUGUGAUGAUUAGAAGAGCCAUAUUUUAUCAUGAAAACAAACUGGUGAUCAAACGCAAGUAAGAGCUGUACAGUUAUAUAACGUCUUAUUUCUUUCUCUAGAAAUCAAACUUAUCACCGCCAUGGAUGUGAGGAUUUCAAAACUUUUCAUUAGGUUUUGUGUGUCGUAUGCAUAUCAUCGUGGUGAUCUUAAUCUUACACGGACAAAAAGACGAGAACUGAUCUCCUUAUUAGAUGAAUGUUUGACGAUGGCUUUUUUCCUAAAUGAUUCCGAGACGCUUCGCCUCAUUUAUUCUGCACUUGACCGUCUCGACCAUCGUAUAUCAGCUAAGAUAACCAAUAAUUUCCAGAACUUUCAUGGCCUUAUUACUGCCGGUAAAGGCAACCAUGCUCUAGAGAUGUAUGCUAACCUACAUUCAGGGAAUGCGUAUUACUCCUUAGGAGAAUACCACAAGGCGAUUGAAAAUUACGAAAAGACCCUAGCCAUUGCUAAAGAGAUUAGUGACAGACAAGUAGAAGGAGCUGCUUAUGGAAAUUUAGGGGUUGUCUAUCAAUCAUUUGGAGAAUAUCACAAAGCGAUCGAAUAUUACGAAAAGGGACUGAGCAUAGCUAAAGAGAUUGGUGACAGGAAAGGAGAAAGAACUGCUUAUGGAAAUUUAGGGAUUGCCUUUAAUUCAUUAGGAGAAUACCACAAGUUAAAGAGAAAGCAACAGGCAAAUUACACAACCUAG
Molecule: messenger RNA, 858 nt
Organism: Exaiptasia diaphana
Lineage: Eukaryota; Metazoa; Cnidaria; Anthozoa; Actiniaria; Aiptasiidae
Product: tetratricopeptide repeat protein 28
Exons: 2
Coding region: 250-858 (202 amino acids)
Molecular function (GO): protein binding
Source: RefSeq, a predicted model, not a curated record